AUGGCGCCGCCUUCAAUAAAGAAGAGAAAGGUAGAUGAGGGGAUGAGGGGGAAGACAUCACGGCCGAAGAAGAAGUUCAGAAAGCAGGAAUACUACAAUAGCAGUUCUUCAGAGGACGAAGAGGAUGGAGGUGUUCCAACCGAUUUUGCAGCAGUGAACCUCAACGAUUCGGACAGCGACGCUGAAAAGUCGAUACAUAGCGAUAUUUCUUUGGAAAACGACGAGCCGGACCUACAAUCAGAAGAGCAAGAGGAAUUGGCUGCGACGGGGGAGUCAGACGGCGACGACGAUGACGACGGAGACUCGGACGCAUCUUCAGUUACUUCUUCGCAUGCUGGCUCAACUAGCACAACAAGCCGGAAACAUGUCUCUAAACGAAAUGAUCCGACUGCCUUUUCCACCUCCAUAUCGAAGAUUCUAUCUACAAAGCUUCCUACAUCCGCUCGGGCAGACCCAUUGCUCUCACGAAGUAAAGCCGCAGCUCAGACAAGUGCCGAUAUAGCAAACGAGAGGCUAGAGCAUCGCGCGCGGGCGAAACUACGGGCAGAGAAGAAGGAAGAGUUAGACCGUGGCCGUGUGAGGGACGUGCUUGGUGUUGAUAGAGGUGAAGCUGGAGAGACUGCGGAAUUGGAGAAGAGGCUGCGGAAAGUAGCCCAGAGGGGUGUUGUCAAGCUGUUCAAUGCUGUUAGAGCAGCACAGGUACGAGGCGAAGAAAUUGCCAGGGAAGAAAGAAAGAAACGCCUGACGGUUGGAAUGGAUGAGCGGGAGAAGGCCGUCAACGAAGUCAGCAAGCAAGGCUUUUUGGACCUGAUAAACGGCCUUGGUUCGAAGCCUAUUGAGGAAGCUUGA
Messenger RNA from Nannizzia gypsea CBS 118893, 849 nucleotides. Its product is annotated as rRNA processing protein RRP15. NCBI's taxonomy places the organism in Eukaryota, Fungi, Ascomycota, Eurotiomycetes, Onygenales, Arthrodermataceae. Gene Ontology annotation, cellular component: preribosome, large subunit precursor. Gene Ontology annotation, biological process: maturation of LSU-rRNA; maturation of 5.8S rRNA. The transcript has a single exon. The coding region runs from base 1 to 849 and encodes 282 amino acids. The record is from RefSeq and is a predicted model, not a curated record.